Seriola aureovittata is the source of this 3058-nucleotide messenger RNA. RefSeq names its product gastrulation brain homeobox 2 (gene gbx2). Gene Ontology annotation, cellular component: nucleus. Bases 533 to 1588 code for a protein of 351 amino acids. Gene Ontology annotation, molecular function: RNA polymerase II transcription regulatory region sequence-specific DNA binding; DNA-binding transcription factor activity, RNA polymerase II-specific. Gene Ontology annotation, biological process: regulation of nervous system development; regulation of transcription by RNA polymerase II. Lineage: Eukaryota; Metazoa; Chordata; Actinopteri; Carangiformes; Carangidae. The record is from RefSeq and is a predicted model, not a curated record. The transcript has 2 exons.
GGGGCGGCGCUCUCGCGGGGAAGACAGCGCAAUUAAACAGAGGGGAGCGCAAUUUAAAUCCAAAACAUCUCUGGACUCGCGCUGAGCAGGAAACACACACACACACACACACUCACACACACAUACACACUCUCUCUCUCUCUCUCUCUGAACCUCAGCGGGUGAGUGUAGGAGAAGUGUCCGCUGCAGUGGUGUCGGUGUCCGGUCAAGUUGAAGUGGAGCAGGACGCUCAUCUCUCCAAAGUGCGCACGGCGCGUCACCGGAGCGGCGGAGAGACGCAGACCGGAGCAGCGCGUCGUUCAUGGUGAAAUAUUCCGGUGGAAACUUAAAGAGUUGAUUUUUCCUCCUGACUCUCUUCCCCCUGCUGCACCAAUGGAAUGGUUUUGUUUAUUCGGAUUAUCGCUCCUCUGAACUCCGGUGUCCUCACAGAGGCGGUGACUCCCGCGGCUCCACCGGGGGUCUGUAGUCUCCCCGCGGCCGCCCACAGCGCUCCUUCUCCGGUCUCCUCCUCCGAGCUCCAGCGGUCGUUCAUAUGAGCGCAGCGUUCAGUCCGUCCUUCAUGGUGAUGCAGCGGCCACUCGGAAGCACCACCGCCUUCAGCAUCGACUCUCUGAUCGGGGGGCCCCCGCAGCCCAGCCCGGGACACUUCGUCUACACCGGCUACCCGAUGUUCAUGCCGUACCGGUCGGUGGUGCUCCAGCCGCCGCCUCCGCCUCCUCCGGCCCUGCAGCAGGCUCUCCCCGCCGGCCACCACCCGCACCCGCAGAUCCCCAGCCUGCAGAGCGGCUUCUGCUCCAGCCUGGCGCAGGGCCUGACGCAGGGCAUGGCGCUCACCUCCACGCUCAUGGCGUCGCUGCCCGGAGGAUUCUCCCCGUCCCAACAGCACCAGGAGGCCGCCAGGAAGUUCGGCUCGCAGGCGCUGCACGCGGUCUUCGACAAGGCUCAGGAGCUGCGGCUGGACGCGGAGGACGGGAAGAGCUUCCUGCAGGGGAAGGAGUCCGCGGCUCUGCAGGCUUUCCACGACACGGACACGUCGGUGCAGACAUCCACAGUCAGAGCACUCAGUAAAGAAGACUCCAAGGAGGACGAGUGCGGCCGGAAGGACGAGAGUUUCUCCAUGGACAGUGACUUGGACUACAGCUCCGAUGACAACCUCACCUCCAUGUGCCACAAGGAGGACGGGGACGGCGGCGGCCUGGAUGACGGCCCGCACCUGCACGGCUCCUCCGGCGGCGGCUCCGGGUCCGGCGGGGGAGCGGGGAGCGGCGGCGGCGGCAAGAACCGGAGGCGGCGGACGGCGUUCACCAGCGAGCAGCUGCUGGAGCUGGAGAAGGAGUUCCACUGCAAAAAGUACCUGUCGUUAACCGAGCGCUCCCAGAUCGCGCAUGCGCUGAAGCUGAGCGAGGUGCAGGUGAAGAUCUGGUUCCAGAACCGGCGCGCCAAGUGGAAACGGGUCAAAGCCGGGAACGUCAACAACAAGUCCGGGGAGCCGUCCCGGAACCCCAAAAUAGUGGUCCCCAUCCCGGUGCACGUGAGCCGCUUCGCAAUAAGGAGUCAGCACCAGCAGAUGGAGCAGGCCAGACCGUAGAAGAAGAAGAACCCGGACUGAGACACGAGCCGCUUCUCCAGUGACUGAAUCCCGUGUUGAUGCUUUUAUUCUCUUCAAACAGAUUCUUCAGUUUCCGGCAAAUUUAACAUGAAAUAAAUGUCGGUUCCGUUCCCGCUCUUCACUCACUCACUCACUCACUCACUCACUCACUCACUCACUCACUCACCUCUGUGCUUUUAUUCAGUUUCAUUUGUGGCAGAUUUUUCAACAUGAAUCUGAUUUUCAGAACAAACGUGGCACCGAAUUAAAAAGCAGUUUAUGUGACUAUAAUAUAAAAUAUAUGUUUCACAUUGAUCAUCAAACUAAACAGAAAACAUGAUGUUCCUUCUUCAGAUUCAAUGUUUGAACCAAAUAAAACCUCAGCUCAGACCACGAGCUGAUGUUUCUCACUUCCGGUUUUGUAGGUUAAUUAUAACAAUAACUGAUCAUCUUUGGUUUUAAAUCAGAUUUUAAGAUGAACGAAACUUUGCUGAAUUUCAAGUGUUUUAUUGUUUUUUUUAAAGAUUUAAAUCAAAUUAGUUUGAUCAGGAACAAGAAGUUAAAUCGUCUCAUGAAUCUAUAGUAAAAUAAAAUCAGCAAGCUGUUUGUUAAAGACAGACGUUUCUCAAAUAUUUUAAUUUCAUUUUUGAGUAAGAGUGUAAUUAAUGGUAAAAUGUGGCGGUGAAGUUCCAGAAUUUCACUCUUUCCCAACGGAGUUUGGUUCCAAUUACAGAGGACGGACGUUUUUGACAGGUCACAUUAACAGAUCUUUAAUUACAUUUCUGAAUCUGACAAUGUGAUUAUGACUCAAAUGUCGCAGUGACUUUAGAAAAUCCCACUUUUUCUUCACGGAGUUUUCAUCAGAGAAAACGGCGUUUGGAUUCUAGAUCCGUCUGAAUUUAACCCGAUUUGUUUUGUUGUUUUUUAAGGAUGAUUUCAGGCUUCACUCUUGUCUUGCUCUUCACAGGAAAUUAAAAAAAAACAAAUGUAAAGCCUCAACACGAGACUGAGUGACUCGUGAAGCGGGACUUUUCUCUGCGGGAGGAUCCGCAGUGUUCACAAACAUCUCAUCUCUUUUUGGAGCGACACCAAAAAUCUGCGCGUAAAGACACGGAGAGGUCACGCGCCGCUGAGGAGGAGGAUGAUGAUGAUGAUGAUGAAGAGACAAAGUGACAUGUUGCACCUCCCACAUGUAAAUACACACGGGACCAAACUGAGGACAUGACGUGUAGAUUCACGGCGCGUCACUUUCAAACAUUGUUGUUGAUUUCAAACAGUUUUUACGAAGCUCGUGUCUGUUGCUACUGAAGAUCUGAACCUUUGGAUCAAACUGUUUCUGCUUCAUUUGGUUUGUUUCUCUUCCUUUGGACAAAGUGACGCUGCUAAUUUAUUUAUAUAAAAAUUGUGCAAAAGUAACUAACAUUCCCUGAAGAUAUACAAGUGUGAAUUAAAAGAUGAACCGUGACCAGA